Molecule: messenger RNA, 4283 nt
Organism: Fopius arisanus
Lineage: Eukaryota; Metazoa; Arthropoda; Insecta; Hymenoptera; Braconidae
Exons: 6
Coding region: 817-2181 (454 amino acids)
Biological process (GO): negative regulation of DNA-templated transcription
Cellular component (GO): nucleus
Molecular function (GO): chromatin binding; histone binding
Source: RefSeq, a predicted model, not a curated record
CAUGUGACUGAUACCCCUUCUCCGCAGGUUGACGAGCCGUGGUCCUGCCUACCUGCCGCCGUUGCCCCGCUCCCAUUAGAACGCGGACUCUCGCGGCAGGUGCACCAAGUGCCACUCCGUUGGUCCCGUGUUCGGUAUUCUAUUUUCCCGCAUUUUCGCACGACAUUCGUUCGGUUAAAUCAUUAACGCAUUCGGUAACGACGCACAAUCACAAGUGAAAUUUCACCUACCGCGGCACAACGAAAUACGCUAUUUUCCACGAGUACGAAUUUGUGAAUUUUUUGUUGACACUUGAGUGAGUUGUGUUCAGUUUCUCAAUAAAUUCAAUGUCCAUCUAUCGCUGGUGACGCGACACUCGUGCCUUAUCAGUUCGCACACCUAGCGACUCAAAGAACAACGCAAUACACUUUGUCUCGGUGCAAAACCGCGGGACAACGGUUAUCGCACUGUAGUUAUCUGUCUCUUGGAAACUCUAAACGUGAGUGUUGAGGUUUUUUUUUUUUAUUCAGUGGAUACAUGUGAGGAUCACGAGGCAGUAGGAGAGAAGUUUGUGCCUGCUGCACACGUGCGUCCCCGAUAAGAGGAAUCCGACCUCCGCGGGGAUCUUCGACCUUUUGUGCUGGGGAGAGGUAAAAAUAUUAGCGAGCAUUAGCAGGAGUGAGUGAGGGCCUGGGUUUUUGUUUUGGGGGAGGGGGUGGGGGGGAUUCGGCAGACCCGGGUUCAGGCGAUUGUUGGAGUGUCACUGUCAAACUGGACAUAUUGACUGCUACUUGUGGACAACCCGCGAAGUGGAGAUGUCCGCGCGCCGCUGAGAGAAUGAGGGAGCUGGACACCGAGAGUCCCGUCAUCUGGCCGGCCUGGUGUUAUACUGGUGAGGUAUCAAGCGAGAGUGUAUCUACAGGCACAGUACCACGUGGUGGUGAGCGAGUGGAAGCUGCUGAUCUAGGUAGACACACGGAAAAUUUGGACGAGACAACCCUGGCCGCGAACACAGCGAUUGACGCCAGGGGCGGGAGCCCUCAGGGCGCACAUUUAUCAGGUGCCGUGACACCCAGACCGCCCAGGGGCCGAAGGCGUCAGAAUCAGAACGGCCUCGACACCACCCAGGUAAAGACGGAACGACUCACGCCCGAUAAUAACUCAACGUCAUCGAGAAGCGUGACGCCGUCAUCGUCGAGUCAUCCUGGUACACCACCAAAUGCCGCUGCCCUUGGUGGACCCGACGGCCCACCGGCGCCCCAUCAUCUCAAGCACAUGGAGCAGAUGAUGGGAAGGAAUUACAGUGACUUCAUGAGAAGUCUUGCCGCUAAGUACAACAACGCAAAUCCCAACGAUUACUUCAGCUCGAGGGGCAACGGGUACCCACCGGGUCUCGAUCCCAGGUUUCCAGCUUUUAAGACAGCUGCGACACCCUUUGUCGGGCUGAUGGCACCACUUGGAACACCACAACCACCGACUGUACCUACCACGUCACCCUUGUCCGGUAAGGACAAAGAACCUAAGCAGGACACACUAUUUGGUAAUCCUGUUUUUCCACCGAUGCUGGACAUGUCCUCGACGCAGGCGUUGCUGCACAUGGUCAGGACUGCUAAUGCUGCACAAAACGCCGCUGAACUUGAGACUUAUCUUAAAGGUGCGAAUAAAAGAGACGCAGGGGUGACGAGUCCUCUGGAUCUGUCGUCUCCGGGGGGCUUUGCCCCUCGCAAAAAACCGAGACCAGAAACACGACGAUCGGGUAGUGUGUCACCCAAGCCAAAAGCAACUCCUCGACCGAGCACACCUCCACCAGUCAGAUGUCCCUCACUCUGCGGUCACAUGCCCUGCGGCGACGGCCAAGCUGUCAACCGCUGGACCAUCGAGGACGUCGUUAACUACGUGUCCUCCAUCGAUAUCUGCGCCGAAUAUGCACAGAAUUUCCGAGAGAAUCGUAUCGACGGUACAUCCCUACCUCUUUUAUCGGAGGACCACCUGACGGGCCCAAUGGGCAUGAAAUUGGGUCCAGCAUUGAAGCUCCGAGCAAUGCUCGCCCGAAAGCUCGGUGCUUGCACAGUGUGCCUCCACUGCGCUCACUGCCAUCAAACACCACUUCCUGUGCUGAAUGCAGCAGCAGCUGCUGCAGCCGCUGCAACGGUCAACACUACGCAGACACCCGGAAGACGGCCAAGCAGCACUGGAAACUGACAAACAAUGGCGGAGACUCCGGGUCCCGAUGCCGAUCCAAAUCGUGCAUUGAGAAUCGAGAGACGCGUAUCCCGUCCUGUUCGCAAACCCGAUGUCAUAUUUAAAAAACCCAUCAAACAGUGACCACUAAUUACGGCACGACAUUUUAACGAGGAGACUCCGCCCAAUUUCAGUACCUAAACUAGUUUUUAAUUAGCCUAAUCUAGAUUUAUGCUGAGAGUGCCUACAAAGAGAUGAAUACAAUAUUUUUGAGAAUUUAUUGAGAAAUUUAAAAUUAUUCUGCAUAGUUCUCAUUGAGAAUUAUUUAAAUUUGUAAUGGACGUGUUUUUUUUCAAUUUAUUGGAAAUUUUACUGCUAACAACGACCAAUAAAUAAGAUGGCAUUCAAAGGAAUAGAAGAAGAGAUUAGCUCAUAUGUAUUGUAUUUUUUGUAAAGAAUGAAACGAGUACUUACAUAUUCUAAUGUCUUCCAACGAAUUGACACCAGUCAACUCCACUUCGAGGCAUUUUCAUUGAAAUUUAAUGAGUGAAUACGGUAUACGUGGAUGAGAGUAUAAGGAAUAGCGAGAAACAUGUGCAAUAACAAUAAUUCUUUCGACUCGUUGAAUAAUAUUUCCCUAGGAUACGUACUUGCUCAAAUCGUUGUUUCUUUUAUAUAUUUUAACGAAGUUUUUAUAAUGGACUAUUGUGCGAAUGGAGUGUAAAUCUAAAUUAUAUUUUUGCUAAUAACAUUGUCAAACGGAUCCAACGUGCUCUACUUUACUCAUAAUACGGGGUUCAGGCUAUUCAAGUACUUUUUCUUUUUAUUUUCAGUCACUGAAUUUUUCUGUCAAAUUGUGUCUCUGCAAUUCACAGUUCAAAUAGUAAAAUCAUUGUAACUAAAUGAAGGAUUGAGUACUUGGAUACUCUUGAUACAAUCUACAAGCUAUUUCUUGAAAAUCUGAAAAUGUCAAUUUUACAUAGUUGUAAUUCUCUGAAGAGUUUGUACAUUCACUAUUUUCCAACUUGUAACAAUUUUUAUUUAUUUACUAAGUUAACCGUUGCCUUAUUGUAUUCAACAUAACAGUUUUAAGGUAAUUUGUAACUAGGGGCUGAGACUACGCAAUUGCAUUGAAAGAGGAAGAAUUCGUACACAAAGAGAGCAACUCGUACUGCGAGCAGUAUUUUUAGAUAACAGCAAGGGUUGAUCUGAGAACUGAACGGAAUAACACGUCGAUACAUAUUUUGGUCCGCGGGUGACGUUUCAUGCGUGUCUGGAUCACCAGAAACUAAUUGUACAAAGAUCAGAAAACUUGAGGUUUUCAGAAUUCGAAAAAAAUUGUCGAAACAUUUUUGAGUAGUGACAGGGUGAUACAAACUGAGUCCAUGAUUUUCGAAACUCAUUCUGAAAUAAAUUCACUCUUUUAUUAUUGAGAAAAUAAGAAAGAAAGGAAUAAUUACUCUUAAUGGCUCAUUUCACCACUUCACUACUGAAUAAAUUUCAUAUUUCUCUCGUGUUAUCAAAAAUCCAUCACUUUCUCGAGUUACGAACUAGCGGCUUUUACUUAAAGAAUCACUGUACAUAAUGCUUAAACAUGUUUAUUUAUGUUACUGCUCUCACGAAGGAAAAACAGUUGUAGUAUUGUAAUAUCAGCAUCAUAAACCGAUGAGUGAUGCACGAUUCAUGGAAGGAAAAUUCUUAUUGAGUCACGGUACAUCAGUUUUUCCGCGUAAAAACGAGCAAAAAAAGUUAUGUAGGAAAUAGGGUGGGAAAGAGAGAUUAAACAAAUGAGAAAAAGUGUACAGCUGGGUAAUUACAGCUAUUUUGUGAUAAUGCAGUGUUUUACAUAUGUCCCUCCAUUCUCCCUUUCUCACCAUAUUAUCUUUUCCAAUUCUCCCAUUUCUAAUCGUAUUUAUCGACAUCCUCCUCGAUCUCUCCACCUCAUUACCCCCUUUUAUCAUUUUUUUUGUUUCGUUUAAGUCUGUCAUGUAUUAUUUUGAUGAAUUAACUGUUAUUGAGUAAUGUAUAGGAAAGAUUAAUGGUGAAAAGAGGAAACGGAAAAAAGGAAUGAGGACAACAGUGCAUUGUUUCUGUUAAAAUAAACUUGUUGAAAAAUACUAAAA